GCAGGCUGGGGCUCCGCUCAGCCGGAGACUGGAGCGCUUCACUGAGCGCUCGCCGCGCCCAGCCUCUCCCAGCGUGCCUCCCGGCUCUAGUAGAGCAACCCAGAGCCAGGAGUGGUUCAAAGCGGCGGGGUGGAAAGGUCGAGUCUAGCCGGUGUUUCUCUGCUCUCGCUUCUUUUUCUCUCAGCCCUUCCUACUUGUGUGAGAGCAAGGGUGCGAGGCAUGGAGCAGAAAGGCUGGACUCUGCAGUGUACCGCUUUCGCCCUCUUUUGCGCUUGGUGUGCACUGAACAGUGUAAAAGCCAAGAGGCAGUUUGUCAAUGAAUGGGCGGCGGAGAUCCCCGGAGGACCAGAGGCUGCCUCUGCCAUCGCUGAGGAGCUGGGCUAUGACCUCUUGGGUCAGAUUGGAUCACUUGAAAAUCACUACUUAUUCAAACACAAAAAUCAUCCUCGAAGGUCCCGAAGAAGUGCUCUUCAUAUUACUAAGAGGUUAUCUGAUGAUGAUCGUGUGAUAUGGGCUGAACAACAGUAUGAAAAAGAGAGAAGUAAACGUUCAGUUCAAAGGGACUCGGCAUUGAAUCUCUUCAACGAUCCAAUGUGGAAUCAGCAGUGGUACUUGCAAGAUACCAGGAUGACUGCAGCUCUGCCAAAGCUGGAUCUUCAUGUGAUACCUGUUUGGCAAAGGGGCAUUACAGGCAAAGGAGUUGUUAUUACUGUACUGGAUGACGGAUUGGAGUGGAAUCACACAGACAUUUAUGCCAAUUAUGAUCCAGAGGCUAGCUAUGAUUUUAACGAUAAUGAUCACGAUCCAUUUCCCCGAUAUGAUCCCACAAAUGAAAACAAACAUGGAACUAGAUGCGCAGGAGAAAUUGCCAUGCAAGCAAAUAAUUACAAGUGUGGGGUUGGAGUUGCAUACAAUUCCAAAGUCGGAGGCAUAAGAAUGCUGGACGGCAUUGUAACUGAUGCUAUUGAGGCCAGUUCAAUUGGAUUCAACCCUGGCCAUGUGGACAUUUACAGUGCAAGCUGGGGUCCUAAUGAUGAUGGGAAAACGGUGGAGGGGCCUGGCAGGCUAGCCCAGAAAGCAUUUGAAUAUGGUGUCAAACAGGGGAGACAAGGGAAGGGGUCCAUCUUUGUCUGGGCUUCCGGAAAUGGGGGCCGUCAGGGAGAUAACUGCGACUGUGAUGGUUACACAGACAGCAUUUACACCAUCUCCAUCAGCAGUGCCUCACAGCAAGGCCUGUCACCCUGGUAUGCAGAGAAGUGUUCCUCCACACUGGCCACCUCCUACAGCAGUGGUGAUUACACAGACCAGCGAAUAACGAGCGCUGACCUACACAAUGACUGCACAGAGACCCAUACAGGCACCUCAGCUUCUGCACCCCUGGCUGCUGGCAUUUUCGCUCUGGCCUUGGAAGCAAACCCAAAUCUCACCUGGCGAGAUAUGCAGCAUCUUGUUGUCUGGACCUCUGAGUAUGACCCCUUGGCCAACAACCCAGGUUGGAAAAAGAAUGGUGCAGGCUUGAUGGUGAACAGUCGGUUUGGAUUUGGCUUGCUAAAUGCCAAAGCUCUAGUGGAUUUGGCUGAUCCUAGGACCUGGAGCAGUGUGCCUGAGAAGAAAGAAUGUGUGGUAAAAGACAAUAACUUUGAGCCUAGAGCCCUGAAAGCUAAUGGAGAAGUGAUUGUUGAAAUCCCAACUAGAGCUUGUGAAGGACAAGAAAAUGCUAUCAAGUCUCUGGAACAUGUGCAAUUUGAAGCAACAAUCGAAUAUUCUCGUAGAGGAGACCUUCAUGUCACACUCACUUCAGCUGCUGGAACCAGCACCGUACUAUUGGCUGAAAGGGAAAGGGAUACAUCCCCCAAUGGCUUUAAGAAUUGGGACUUCAUGUCUGUUCAUACAUGGGGAGAGAAUCCUGUAGGCACUUGGACACUGAAAAUUACAGAUAUGUCUGGAAGAAUGCAAAAUGAAGGAAGGAUUGUGAACUGGAAGCUGAUUUUGCACGGGACCUCUUCUCAGCCAGAGCACAUGAGGCAGCCCCGUGUGUACACAUCCUACAAUACUGUCCAGAAUGACCGGAGAGGGGUGGAGAAGAUGGUGAAUGUGGUGGAGGAGCAGCCCACACAAAAGAGCCUAAAUGACAACCCCCUGGCGCCCAAAAGCUCCAGCAGCAGCAGCAGUGUGGAGGGCAGAAGGGAUGAACACGUACAAAGAGCUCCUUCAGAGGCCAUGCUACGGCUCCUACAAAGUGCUUUUAGCAAGAACCCACCUUCAAAGCAAUCACCAAAGAAGUCUCCAAAUGCAAAGCUCAGCAUCCCUUAUGAGAGUUUCUAUGAAGCACUGGAAAAGCUCAACAAACCCUCCCAGCUUGAAGACUCUGAGGACAAUCUGUACAGCGACUAUGUUGAUGUUUUCUAUAAUACAAAACCUUAUAAGCAUAGAGAUGACAGGCUGCUGCAAGCUCUUGUGGACAUUCUGAAUGAUGAAAAUUAAAAGAAGCGUAUGGCCCGAGUUGGAAAUCUUCAUGCCCUGCCUUCCCUCACAUGUUCCUUGGCCUUGAGUUGUUUUGUCACUGGUUCCUAUGCUUAUAAUGUUCUUCAUGGUAGUUUAACUUUUUCUCAUCAAACUCUCCCUUUGUGUGAGUUCUGAAAGGCAAGACAGCUUCAUGAAUUGGCCCUGGUAUCUCAGAAUGUCUUCUCCGUCUGUACAAGGGAAGUAACUUCUUUCCAAAGUCACUGUUGACAUACAGCUCUUUGUCUUAAGAGACAUUUCCCCACUUCAUAUCUCACAAGAAUAGGAAAAGAGCAGAAGAUCCAUUUUAAUUUUGAAAAGUAAUCUAUAAACGUGGGUUUGGGGGCUGCAGUUUAUCUUCUUUUCUAUGUUUUCAAUGGGGCACUUUGAAUUUUGGUCACAAGGAAGCAUUUAAAAAGUAACUAAAGUAUAAAAUAUGUAGGCCCAUACCCUAAUCCUUUCUGCACCAUGUGUGUUGCUCAUGCUGAGGCUGAUAAUCUGACCAUUUAGGAGUAGCUGGAAUAAAAUGCAUUAUUUAGAUACAGAAACAUAUCUUAAAAUUUCUAUUAGCUGGAAUGGCCAUGGAAUAUGCCUGUUCUUGAUUGGUAUACCAUGUAGAUGUCUCUGUGGAUCCAAAGCUGGCCGUUACUUGUUAUAUAUAUGACCUGGCCUUCUUCCCCUUAUGUCUUUUUGCUUUCUCUAUGAGCUACACACUCAAAAUCAAAGAACGAAUUCCUAUCAUUUUCUCGGAACAAAAUUAUGCCUGAAGUUUGGCAAAUUCCUAGUCAUACUUUUGUUUAAUAACGAGCAGCCACUCAAAAUAUAUUGAACCAGUGUAAUAAUGGGGAUAAUGUUCCCAAAGGGGAGAAGCCAUAUCACUUUUCACAAGCUGUGUUCCUAGGACAGGUUCUUCUGGCUUUCUAUAAAUGAGUGUUCAUUUCCCGACACCACAGGCUCUUCUCUGUCUUAAAGGGACAGUAUUGAAAUUCUUACCAAACUGCUUCCAUGUUUCAAAUCAGAAAACAGGUGGAUAGUACUUUGAUUUUAUUUCUCCUUUCUGCAAGUUAUGCAGAAGGUUUGAAAAGUGUGAAGGACUGUUAAAAGUGUGAAAUGUCACAUAAAAUCUCAUUCUCAGACCCAUCUUCCACCACAAUAGCUAGAAGUGACACCUUCCAAGUAAGAGUCAAAGUCCACCUUCCCUGGCUGACUUUUGUUUUUUUGUUUUUUUUUUUUUUAUAAUAGGCAUCUUAUGUGUUACUACUCAGCAUCCAAUAAGCAUUUUUUAUUAACAUCUGGUAGUUGUAGAAGGUAAGGUUUCACUUCGACAUUCUCAUGCAUAUAUUUCAUGUGCUGGUACAAUGUCCAUCCUGCAGUAGCCUCUCUUCUGUCUCUCCUUACUUGUCCUCUUGCUCUUCACAAGUAGUCCUGCUCCCAAGUUCAUGUCUUUUCAUUUAAUCCAGAUUUCACAUAUUAGAGAAAAUGUGAUGUCUUUCAAUGCAUGUAAUUUUUCCCACUCUCGUACUAGAAGAAUCCGCAUAAAGUAUAAGUGCAUUAGAAAAAAGAUUUCUCGCAAUUAUUUCCAGGCAGGCUCUGCUAUUAAUAAUUGAAUUUGCUAUGACCUAAUCAGUUGUUUUUUGGUUUUUGUUUUUUGUUUUUUGUUUUUGUUUUUGUUUUUUUGUAUUUAUAAGUAAAAGGAGUAAUUCGGGCCCUAAAAAUAAGUCUUGUUUAAUAUGAGCACUUAAUCUUAUCUCACUUGGAUGUUCAUUUGUACUAUUCAUUAACUAGAGAGCCUUGCUUCCUUCCUUCCCUUAAUAUGCCAAUAUAGACUCUAGUUAACUGUAUGCCUGCAUUCUCCAACUGAGUUUCUGUUUGCAAAUUUGCUACUAAGUCUGAGCAUUCUACAGACACUCCUAGAAUUGAACUAGUUCAGAAACACAGCUCCUUUGCUUUUUUUUUUUUUUUGAGUGUGAUUAGUAGUACAAUUUUCACCUCCUGUUUCAUCAUUUGGAUUUGUACAUAACAAGGCUCUCUCCAGAGCCUUUCCCAUUAUGCUUUGAAGAUGUGUAGUAGCCCUCUCUCCUUGAAGGUUUUUCAUUGUGUUUGCUAUAAGGUUUAAAAGAAAGUUUCACUAUUGUAGCACAUUACAACUGAAAAGGACUUAAGAGCUGUUACAUUAGAUUUCAAUUAAUUAAAAAAGACCUAGAGAAUGAUAUCACUAAUUGAUAAUAAGUGACUAUAAAAAUGAAAGAGUUGAGGUCAACCCCACCCUUUCCUAGUCCUUAUGCUAAAUGGCAGAGAUUUUCUUCAGCCCUUUCUAAUAGUAUAUUCCUCUAUAGGAACCCCAACCAACUCAUGGGCUAUAGCCAAAGGUUCACUUGAAUAAGCUUUAAUGUUUAGACAAUACCAUGCUUGAAUGUUUCCAACCUGAAGUAUAUAUUGUCUAGACAUAAAAAUAUUUUUGUCAGCCUUUCUUAGUGCCUAUGUGGAUUUUUGUGAAAAUGUUAAAAAAGGAUGAUUAUAUAAUAUUUCCCUUGGAAUUUUAAGCUAUAUUUUCUUUACAGGUUAUUUUUAAUGUACCAAUGCUUUUAUCAAACAGAAUUUUAAAAGGCAUAAUAAAUUGUAUUAAAGAGAAAAAAGCUUUCAUGAGAAUAAGAAUGUUUCGUCCAAUAAAUUAGUUUUAAAGGCAUGUCCCUCUGUGAAUGGAAACGUAUAUAUAUAUAUACAUAAACAUAAUGCUGUGAUGCUAAAAGUUAUGUUUAUCUAAUAUCCUAAUACACUGUACAACUGAGACAACAGUCUAACGUGGUCUUACACUUCUUAAUGGAACUCCUACAUUACACACUUGAUGUAUUAACCAGAAUAUGUAAAUAAAUCAGAAGAAUAAAUGGUUCCUCACUGAGUCAAAAAGGAAAAGCUCAUGUU
Messenger RNA from Meriones unguiculatus (Mongolian gerbil), 5424 nucleotides. It is a transcript of the gene Pcsk1, whose product is annotated as proprotein convertase subtilisin/kexin type 1. Gene Ontology annotation, molecular function: serine-type endopeptidase activity. The transcript is spliced from 14 exons. Lineage: Eukaryota; Metazoa; Chordata; Mammalia; Rodentia; Muridae. Gene Ontology annotation, cellular component: trans-Golgi network; Golgi membrane. The record is from RefSeq and is a predicted model, not a curated record. Gene Ontology annotation, biological process: protein processing. The coding region runs from base 220 to 2484 and encodes 754 amino acids.